UCUUAACAAUUUAUUGUCUGAACAUACAAAUUAAGAGUCUAAAUAUCAUAACUUCAAGUACCCUAUUUAACGAGUUGUCAGAAUAAUCAUAUCCAUCAAACCAAAACAAAAUCCUACAAAUCAAGAAACAAAAAAUGAAAAUCUCCAAGCUUUUAAUCACUCUUCUCACUCUUCAAUUAGCCAUUUUCCCCUGCAUCCAAGCAGCGGCUCCGGCAAAUUCAAAUCUGUUCAGAGAAUACAUAGGAGCAGAGUUCAACAACAUCAAAUUCAGCGACGUUCCUGUAAACCCUAAUGUCGAUUUUCACUUCAUUCUCUCCUUCGCCAUAGAUUACGACACGUCAGCUUCUCCGUCUCCGACCAACGGACAGUUCAACAUCUUUUGGGAUUCUGAUAAUCUCAGCCCCUCUCAGGUUUCAUCUAUCAAGAACCAGUAUUCCAAUGUCCGAGUCGCUUUAAGUCUCGGGGGCGAUAGCGUGCAAGGCGGAUUCGCUUACUUCAACCCCUCGUCCGUAGAUUCUUGGGUAUCGAAUGCGGUUUCUUCGCUUACGAAAAUCAUCAAGCAGUAUGAUCUAGACGGAAUUGAUAUCGAUUAUGAACAUUUUCAGGCGGAUCCUGACGUUUUUGCAGAAUGCAUCGGAAAGCUUGUGACAACUCUGAAGAACAAUGGGGUUAUUUCUUUCGCUUCUAUUGCUCCAUUCGAUGACGAUCAAGUGCAAACACAUUAUCAGGCUUUAUGGAAGAAGUACGGAAAUGAAAUAGAUUAUGUAAAUUUUCAAUUUUAUGCUUAUGAUAAGGGAACAACAGUGGCUCAGUUUUUGGAUUAUUUUGAGACUCAAAGCUCGAAUUAUGAUGGAGGAAAGGUUUUGGUAAGCUUUAUUAGCGACGGAAGUGGCGGAUUAGCGCCGAAUAACGGGUUUUUUACAGCUUGCAGCAGGCUUAAGAGUCAGAAGAAAUUACAUGGUAUCUUUAUUUGGUCUGCUGAUGACUCUAUGGCUAAUGGUUUUCGGUAUGAGAAGCAAUCACAGGCUCUGUUAGCAGUGAGACAUUAGUGUAUUAGACUUUAGUCUAAUGGUCUAAUGAUCAAGUGGGGGCAGGGCUAGGCGUUGUGGCAAUGCUUUACAUGUGUUCGAGUCUAAUGUUUCGGUAUUUUGUCGGUUAUGAAAUUCCGAAGCUUAUAUUUAUAACUUAUUUGUAAAAAAUGUUGUUUCACAGUGUUUUUCGUUUAAUUGCAAUAUAGUUUGUGUUAAAUAUGUUCCUCUGUUUAAAUUUGAUGUAUUACUUCAGAGAUUUUAGAUUGCGAGAAUGUACAAUAGCUCUCGAUUAUGAAUGUAGUUGAAUGCGUUAACGCAUAAAAAUACUAUCAUGUAUGUAAUUCUAUUUUAA
Messenger RNA from Mercurialis annua (annual mercury), 1383 nucleotides. RefSeq names its product chitinase 2-like. Gene Ontology annotation, molecular function: hydrolase activity, hydrolyzing O-glycosyl compounds. The transcript has a single exon. NCBI's taxonomy places the organism in Eukaryota, Viridiplantae, Streptophyta, Magnoliopsida, Malpighiales, Euphorbiaceae. The record is from RefSeq and is a predicted model, not a curated record. Gene Ontology annotation, biological process: carbohydrate metabolic process. The coding region runs from base 135 to 1049 and encodes 304 amino acids.